ACUUUGUUUUUGUAAUUUGUUGUGUUGUGAAUGGCUAUACUUGUUAUUAGAACGUAGUGAUUAUAUGCUCUUUGCUUGUUAUGAGUAGCGAGUUCCGUUCUCCCACUUUAUGUCGUUAAAUAAGAUUAGUAAUAAUAGGAGAAGCACAUAGUAUUUGUGUAUUUAUUUUACUCUUAAAGUCACAUUUACCCACUUUAAUGUAAAAAAUGGAGUCAAUGGAAUUUGUUGAACCAACACCAGAAGUCUUGCAAAGGAAACUGUAUUUUCUAUUGGAACAACUACAGGAUAUGGCCAGGGAGCUCCCACCAAAGUACCAGAUGCGAGUUCCCAUUGAGCUUCUCUCUGGGCUAGCUAACUGUCUUUUGAACGACACUGUUUUUGAAAUAGUCAAAGGCUUAAUGGAAAUACAACAUGUGACUGAAAAACAUUUGUUCCAGCAAAGGUUGCAAAUAAUAAGUAGACAUACAUUGGAAAUUCAAAAUAUGGUCAAUAGUACUCCAAAUCAAGAAGAAUUAGAAUUGCAGAGGGCAAUCUUAUUAACAAAACACAAAGAAGAAAUUAAACAAACCGAUAUGAAACUUGUUAUCCAGUUGGAUCAAAAAGUGAGCGAUCAACAAGUGACACUGGAAAAAGCUGGAGUGCCAGGGUUUUUUGUCACAAAUAAACCUAUUGAAGUUAAAGUGCAAAUGUAUCUUCUAGAUUUCAUAUUGAGGCUAAGCAAGAUGGAUAUUCCUUAACAAUUGUUUUUUUUUUUUAUUAUAAAAGAAAUCAAAUUGUAAAUCAAUAUAAUUUUUCAAUGAAAAUUAUAUUACAAUACACAUUGCAUGUACUUAACCUAUUGACCGCCACAGUCGGCUCUGGCCGUCAUCGGAAAGUCUUGCCAAGGACGCCAACGUAGGCUACAGCCGACAGCUUCGCCAAUUCAAUAGGAAAUUUCGCGGAACUCCAUAAAGUUCAGUUUCGCUUAAAUAAUCGCGUGUGCCUGGCGUCCGGGGCGCGGCAUAUUCCUUCGCCGUCUGGCGUUCAAGAGGUUAACAAUAAAAAAAAGCUAUUUGCUUUUUGCCCUUACCAUACCAUAUUCAAGCACACUGGAAAUGUAUACCUCUUAUUUCAAACUUAUGUAUUGCUUUGAUGCACUGUGACUUGUGUAUAAAUUUGGUGAUUAUAAAAAGUUGUAUAUGUAUAUUGACAUCAUAAAAAUCUAGUUAACAUGUGAAUUAUGUUAACACUUCCUGAACUCUGUCAGAAGCUCAAAUGUUGUAUGAUGUUGGAUAAUUUGUAUAUUUUAUUUAGGUAAUAAAAUAUUAAUACAA
Molecule: messenger RNA, 1313 nt
Organism: Cydia pomonella (codling moth)
Lineage: Eukaryota; Metazoa; Arthropoda; Insecta; Lepidoptera; Tortricidae
Gene: gdl
Product: gonadal protein gdl-like
Exons: 4
Coding region: 207-737 (176 amino acids)
Source: RefSeq, a predicted model, not a curated record